CUGGGAUAGCAGUGUUGAGCUUAUGCCAUCAUUUAGUUCAAGUGAUCUGUAUAAUUAUUUGGUUUUGAGCAAGCAGCGGACACUAGACACUGACCCAAACAACGCUAAACGCCAGUUGAAAGCUAAAGUGUACUAUGAAGAUAGACACGUUCAUUCAGUCCGAUAUCACCACAUAUCCGCGGACUGUUCUCAUUGUUAUGUCAAUGCCAAAGUGAUUCCUUCCAUACCAACUCAGAAUAUGAAACAGAAACCAGAUUAUGAUGUGUGGGUGUCCUUGUCAAAGGUUACAGGCCGGGUACAUGCUGCUGGUUGCAACUGCACUGCCGGUGAAGGAGAAUCUUGCAACCAUGUCGCUGCUGUCCUGUAUGCUUUGGUUGACAUCUCAGAAAAGAAACUUGAGGGCUUACAUGCAUCUACUUCACAGGAAUGCAAAUGGAACCAGCCACGAAAACGUAAAUUGAGUCCUGUUAAAUCACAAGAUAUGACAUUCACAAAACACAAGUGGAUAGAACAUAAAAAGACAACAACUAUAAGGCAAGAUGCUACUAAUGCUCCUGAUAAAUCGAUGGUUAAACCCAUAAAUGUGGACAGAUUUGCUCCAAAACUCUGUGAACAUUUUCCACAUGCAGGGUGGUUACUGACUCAAGAGUCUGUUGUCAAUAUGACUGAGGAAUCCCAUGUAUCAGUACCUCCCCUCCAUUCAGUUGAUUUCAACUAUGCAGACACCUGUGAUUUGAAAAAUGAAGAUUGUAUCAGGUAUUUUUCAGAGUAUUUCAGUGCCUUGUCCAUCUCAAAAGAAGACUGUGUAACAAUUGAGAAGAACACACGUGGACAAGCCAACAAUAACAUGUGGAGCUCAGCAAGGGAAGGGCGAUUAACCUCUUCCAAUUUUGGCCUUGUCGGUAAACUGAAAACAUCUACAUGCCUUGAUAAUGCUGUAAAGACCAUUUUUGCAUAUUCACCAUUUGAUAAUGAUGCUCUGAGAUGGGGACGCACUCAUGAGUCGGCUGCAAGGAGAAAAUAUGCAAAUCUGAUGAAGAAACAUGAUGUGAAUGCAAAGGUUGUUACAUGUGGUUUCAUGGUGCAUCAGGACUUUCCUCAUCUUGGAUCCAGUCCUGAUGGUGUUGUUCACAUUGGAAAUGAAACUGGACUUCUUGAAAUUAAGUGUCCUUACAAGUGGCGGCUUUCCACAGUACACCAGGCAGCGGAAGAUCCUCAAUUCUGUUCUUCGCUCAAGGAAGGAGAAAUUAAAUUGAAAAUGCUGGCACUGAAAGUGAUGAAGAAAUAA
Haliotis rubra (blacklip abalone) is the source of this 1288-nucleotide messenger RNA. RefSeq lists its product as uncharacterized. The transcript is spliced from 3 exons. NCBI's taxonomy places the organism in Eukaryota, Metazoa, Mollusca, Gastropoda, Lepetellida, Haliotidae. The record is from RefSeq and is a predicted model, not a curated record. The coding region runs from base 23 to 1288 and encodes 421 amino acids. Gene Ontology annotation, molecular function: zinc ion binding.